This is a messenger RNA of Telopea speciosissima, 1279 nucleotides long. Its product is annotated as dnaJ homolog subfamily C member 17. Gene Ontology annotation, molecular function: RNA binding. The record is from RefSeq and is a predicted model, not a curated record. The coding region runs from base 68 to 961 and encodes 297 amino acids. The transcript is spliced from 5 exons. Lineage: Eukaryota; Viridiplantae; Streptophyta; Magnoliopsida; Proteales; Proteaceae.
GGCUUUCUUCCAUUCUACCGGCACCGGCGUAGCUGCGGCAGUCGAGAACGACUGCCUUGUAAAAGAUAUGGAAGUUGAAAUCGACCAUUAUGAGAUUCUGGGGUUACCAUCAGGGGAAGAGGGUGCAAAACUCACUGAAAAAGAAAUAUCAAAAGCUUACAAAUUUAAAGCCCUUGAAUUGCACCCAGACAAACGUCCAAAUGACCCUAAUGCUCACACCGAGUUUCAAAAGCUCAAGACGUCCUAUGAGAUUCUUAAAGAUGAAAAAGCUCGGAAGUUGUUUGAUGAUCUUCUCCAGAUAAGACGUGACCAACGUCUACGCCAGUCACAAUAUGAUGCGAAACGUCGCAAGCUAAUGUCCGAUCUUGAGGAGCGAGAGCGAGCUGCUUUUGCUCCAGACCCUGCUGCAAAAGCCCGGGAAGAGGAAGAGAGAAUAGCAAAGAAACUUAAAGAAGAAAUUGCCCGACUUCGUGCUAUGCAUGCUAAGAACGCAGCUUCAGCAACGACCUCGAAGGUUGGAACAGCUGGAAUGGGCGGAGAGAAUAUUGGGGCCAUGGAAAGUUUGAACAAAGAGAAGGUCUUGAAAGUUUCUUGGGAGAGUGGAAGUGAUGAUUAUAGUGCUCAAAGGUUGAAGGAAUUGUUUGGAAAAUUUGGAGACGUUGAAGAUGUUGUAAUUCGAUCAAAGGGAACAAAGAAAAGAAAGUCUGCACUGGUUGUUAUGGCGUCUAAAGAUGCUGCAUUUGCUGCUCUUGGAAAUGUGUUUGGAGAUCUUUCAAAUCCUCUUUUGGUUCUUCCUCUUCAUCCAAGUGCAACUACUGAAUUUUCCACUGCCUCUCCUGCUAAGACUCAUACGGAGCCAGAUGGUCCAAAGUUGAACAAUCUUGUUGGUGCUGGUUAUCAGGCAUAUGAGAAUUCCAUAUUAGAGAAGCUUCAAAAGAAGGCUGCACAAAAGCGAAAGUGAUCUGCAAAAGCUUUAAAAAGAGGAUUCUGAAUGGUGGACAUGGUUCCUGAUCUCUGCCUUAUUCAAAUUUGAAAGAAGGUAUAAUUGGACUAUUUGUGGGGGUUUUAUUGCUUUUUUUUUUUUUAUUGGAGGUCUAAUUGUUCCAAGUGUAAUGCUUAAUUCUUCAAUUUUGUAAAUUGUUAUGUACCAUGACAGAGUCCCCUCCCCCCCAUUUGUGUAAAUGUUGUCGAAUGGCAUGACUCAUUUUGUUUCUGUGCUGGUCAACAUUCAUAAGUACGAGUACCAAAAACAAAAAUUGCAAAAAUUUAUUUUGAUCAU